Molecule: messenger RNA, 2224 nt
Organism: Trametes versicolor FP-101664 SS1
Lineage: Eukaryota; Fungi; Basidiomycota; Agaricomycetes; Polyporales; Polyporaceae
Product: 20S proteasome subunit
Exons: 8
Coding region: 36-758 (240 amino acids)
Cellular component (GO): proteasome core complex
Molecular function (GO): threonine-type endopeptidase activity
Source: RefSeq, a predicted model, not a curated record
AGCACCACCAUCUCCCCAACAACGCGCUUUACGACAUGGAAACGACUGAUAUUGCACGCCUCAAGUCUGGCGAGGUCAACCUCGGUACCUCGAUCAUGGCGGUCCAGUUCAAGGAUGGCGUUGUGGUGGGCGCAGACAGUCGCACGACCACGGGAAGCUACAUUGCGAACCGUGUUACAGACAAAUUGACCCAUGUUCACGACCGCAUCUACUGUUGUCGGUCAGGAUCCGCGGCAGACACCCAGGCCAUCGCGGACAUUGUGCACUACUACCUCCAACUCCACACACAAACCAGCGGCGCACCACCAUCCGUACAUACCGCGUCUACAAUGUUCCAGAAGCUCUGCUACGACAACAAGGACGGCCUCUCCGCGGGCAUCAUAGUCGCCGGCUGGGACAAGGAGACUGGGCCGAGCGUGUACAACAUCCCCCUCGGCGGUGGGCUGUUCAAGCAGCCGUGGGCGAUCGGCGGAUCGGGCUCGACGUACGUCUACGGCUACUGCGACGCGACAUACCAGGAGGGCUGGGACCGCGACCAGACCGUCGAGUUCGUCAAGAACACCCUCGCGUUGGCGAUGUCCCGAGACGGCUCGUCGGGUGGUGUGAUCCGCAUGUGCGUGAUCACGGAGGACAAGGUCGAGCGGCUGUUCGUCCCCGGGGACCAGCUCCCUAAAUUCUGGCAAGGAAAGGAGGUGCUCGGGACGUCUACGAAUGACGCCGACCUGGCGGCGGCCGUGGCGAUGGCCGUAGACGCAUAGAACUCGACUAUGCGCAAUGUAUACUGGACGUUUACUCUGAGUGGGUCGAUAGUGUAAUGCUAGGAUGGUACAUCGUGUGGUGUCCGUGAGUGGGAAGCUACGUGCAUUAUAUGUGGCAAUUAUGUGUAACGUUGUCGAGGGGGCUCUGCCAUCCAGUCCACAGAACAGUCGUCGUCCGGACCUCCUUCCCACAUGCGGAUCCUCCAGAGCGCGAUCGCGAGGGGGACCGUGUCUCCUCUAAACAGGGUCUUCUCGUCGGAGCAAACAAGGAUAGCAUGACUGGCUUUCUGGUCGCCUUUGGCCCGCAGAGGGACGCCAUCGGGCGACUUUGCGUCGUUGCCAUGCAGUACUGGCACCGAUCCUGUCAUAAGACGCGUCGUGCGCUCCGCCCUCAGCACCUCUCCAAGAGCCGCAUGGAGCGCGGCCCUCUGUGUUUUGGAUGGGAACAAGGAGGCGCCGUUAUACAAGGGAACGCGCGACGAGGGGACUGUGUCCGGGAGCCCGCUGCUCUGGAACCUCUUCUCUUCCGCGGUCGGAUACAUGACGCACAGCGGCAGACUAUUAGGCAGUUCCUUCGGUGACAGAUCCUCGGAGUCCGGCAUAGAGCUGGAGGAGGGAGCUGGGCGGGUCUUCGUCCCCGGAUCCCUGUUCGGGGGAGGCACGACGAGGACCGCGACAGCGUUCUUGUGAGGCACCACGCCGGACGUCUUGAUCUCGGCCCACUCAGCGCGGGUGAGGCGCCGCAGUAGUGGGGGCUCGUCUGCUUUCGCCAGCCGCCGUCGCCGCAGGAGUCGGCGUGUGAGCAUCUGGAGCUCCUGGAGGACGCGCACGCGCAGCAGGUGUCCGACUUGCUGCGUGAUGAGGGGGUGCAUGGGUGAUGUGGCGACGCCGUCGGGCGUGAAGCGUCGGUAUGUGCCUCGCUCGCGCACGGAUUCGAGGGCUCGUUUGUAGCAGAGCACGUAGCCGCUGCGCCCGCCUUGGAAGCGGGAGAAGGCCGGGUGCUCGAGGCCGCUGGGCAGGAAUGUGCAUUUCGGUUUCUCAGAGGGUGGAGUGGGCAGUAGCAUCGGUGUCAUGCGUAUUAGCAUCUCUCGUGGUAGCAUCCAAUUUGUGUGAAAACAUUGUCGCAGAGGGCUGCCUAGCAUACGCAAGUAAGGAUUUGCGUAAAAUGACCUCUCUUCUUCGGUCAUCUCCCGCGGAAGGACGUCCAUAGGUGCCCGGCCUCUGAACUGCUUCGCCUUCCAUCUGGACUUGGACACAUACACGUACGGCGCGAGACCUUUCGACCGCUGGUAUCGCGCAUGUCGAUAGAUGAGACGGAGGGCUUUGCGGUCUAGCAGAAUAGACUCUUUGCGGCCGUCCGGCGAGAUAUCGACUUCUUCAGGACGCGUGAAUUGCCGUGUCAAUACCUUUAAUGAUAGGGAUGGUGGCGCGGCCGGUCUGCGAAUGGAGCGCGGAGGACGAGAGCG